Molecule: messenger RNA, 889 nt
Organism: Scaptodrosophila lebanonensis
Lineage: Eukaryota; Metazoa; Arthropoda; Insecta; Diptera; Drosophilidae
Gene: Arf51F
Product: ADP-ribosylation factor 6
Exons: 5
Coding region: 192-719 (175 amino acids)
Biological process (GO): intracellular protein transport; vesicle-mediated transport
Cellular component (GO): cytoplasm
Molecular function (GO): GTPase activity; GTP binding
Source: RefSeq, a predicted model, not a curated record
UUGUUGUUGUUAAUUAUAGUUUUAGUGUUUUCUUUUUGCCAAUGCAUUGCAUGCAACAUUGUGACGGGAUUGCGCUUAAUGAUAAAAUAGAUUUGCGCACGAAUUAAACGCAUCGGGCGGAGUAGCGGUGCGUAAUCAUCAUUCGUCGCUGUCGAGAAUUUGGAUUGGCCAUUAUUUUAUGGACGAUCAUCAUGGGAAAGCUACUAUCAAAGAUUUUCGGCAACAAAGAAAUGCGAAUUCUUAUGCUCGGAUUGGACGCUGCUGGCAAAACAACGAUCCUUUAUAAACUAAAACUAGGGCAAUCAGUUACAACGAUACCAACAGUGGGCUUUAAUGUUGAAACGGUAACGUACAAGAACGUCAAGUUCAAUGUAUGGGACGUUGGUGGGCAGGAUAAAAUUCGACCGCUUUGGCGGCAUUACUACACAGGUACACAGGGUCUUAUAUUCGUAGUCGAUUGUGCGGAUCGGGAUCGAAUAGACGAAGCACGCACGGAACUGCAUAGGAUAAUUAAUGAUAGAGAGAUGCGGGACGCCAUUAUACUGAUAUUUGCUAAUAAACAGGAUUUACCUGAUGCAAUGAAACCACAUGAAAUCCAGGAAAAACUAGGUUUAACUAGAAUAAGAGAUCGCAAUUGGUAUGUCCAACCGUCAUGUGCCACAACCGGCGAUGGCCUCUUCGAAGGUCUUACGUGGUUAACGUCUAACCAUAAAUUAUGAGAAUUAUAAUCCAACGUAUUUCUACAUAUGGGCAUGUAUUAUUCGAAACGAAACAAAAUUAUUAUAUUUUUAUUUAUAUGAACCGCAAACGCAUAGUGGAUCACCCAACAACAACAACAGAAACAACAACAUGCAGAAGUCGAUAUAUAUAGUAAUUAUAUAAAAUUAAA